AUGGGUUGGAAGAACAUCACCGAUAUGGGUUGGAAGAACAUCACCGAUAUGGGUUGGAAGAACAUCACCGAUAUGGGUUGGAAGAACAUCACCGAUAUGGGUUGGAAGAACAUCACCGAUAUGGGUUGGAAGAACAUCACCGAUAUGGGUUGGAAGAACAUCACCGAUAUGGGUUGGAAGAACAUCACCGAUAUGGGUUGGAAGAACAUCACCGAUAUGGGUUGGAAGAACAUCACCGAUAUGGGUUGGAAGAACAUCACCGAUAUGGGUUGGAAGAACAUCACCGAUAUGGGUUGGAAGAACAUCACCGAUAUGGGUUGGAAGAACAUCACCGAUAUGGGUUGGAAGAACAUCACCGAUAUGGGUUGGAAGAACAUCACCGAUAUGGGUUGGAAGAACAUCACCGAUAUGGGUUGGAAGAACAUCACCGAUAUGGGUUGGAAGAACAUCACCGAUAUGGGUUGGAAGAACAUCACCGAUAUGGGUUGGAAGAACAUCACCGAUAUGGGUUGGAAGAACAUCACCGAUAUGGGUUGGAAGAACAUCACCGAUAUGGGUUGGAAGAACAUCACCGAUAUGGGUUGGAAGAACAUCACCGAUAUGGGUUGGAAGAACAUCACCGAUAUGGGUUGGAAGAACAUCACCGAUAUGGGUUGGAAGAACAUCACCGAUAUGGGUUGGAAGAACAUCACCGAUAUGGGUUGGAAGAACAUGACCGAUAUGGGUUGGAAGAACAUGACCGAUAUGGGUUGGAAGAACAUCACCGAUAUGGGUUGGAAGAACAUGACCGAUAUGGGUUGGAAGAACAUGACCGAUAUGGGUUGGAAGAACAUCACCGAUAUGGGUUGGAAGAACAUCACCGAUAUGGGUUGGAAGAACAUCACCGAUAUGGGUUGGAAGAACAUGACCGAUAUGGGUUGGAAGAACAUGACCGAUAUGGGUUGGAAGAACAUCACCGAUAUGGUUGGAUUUAGAUUUUUUGUACGAAGAAUGACAGAGUCCUCAGAAGAAGAUUCAUCACCUUUGAUUGGAGUAAUAAAUGAAGGCACUAACACUGCAAGUUUUGUGCUGAUUAGUUCAAAAACAUGGGAGGAGAUUGUGUACCAUACAGAAAGAAUUAAACAAAUAUGUCCUCACGAGGGUUGGCAGGAGCAGGAUCCAAUGGAGAUUAUUGAUCUUGUUAGAAAAUGCAUCAGUGAAACUCUUCUCAAAAUGGAAGAACAGGGUAUUGACAUAAGUAGAAUAGUGACCCUUGGUAUAACAAAUCAAAGGGAGACAUCCAUUCUGUGGGAUUCAACAACUGGCCAGCCACUUUACAAUGCAAUUGUUUGGUCUGACAUACGGACAGCAUCAUUAAUAGACAAUGUUUUGGCAAAAGUUCCUCACAACGACAAAAAUGCAUUGAAACCUAUUUGUGGCCUUCCCAUUAGUACAUUAUUUAGUGCCCUGAAAAUAAGGUGGAUGAUAGAAAAUGUGCCUGAAAUUCGAAAGGCAAUUAGGGAACAAAAGUGCAUGUUUGGCACUGUCGAUACCUGGAUAGUAUGGAAUUUGACGGGUGGUGUCAAAGGAGGUUUGCAUAUAACAGAUGUUACAAAUGCAUCCAGGACAAUGCUUAUGAAUAUAGAAAGUCUUCAGUGGGAUUCAGUACUCUGUAGGUAUAUGCAAGUACCUAAGGAAAUUCUUCCUACUAUUCAUAGUUCAUCUGAAAUAUAUGGUUAUGUAGCAGAGGGACAAUUGAAGAAUAUUCCAAUAUCAGGGAUUUUAGGUAACCAGCAAUCAGCAUUGAUUGGAGAAAUGUGUCUAAAUGAGGGAGAGGCAAAGAGUACUUACAGAGCUGGUUGUUUUGUGGUCUACAAUACUGGCACAACACGGAUAGACUCAACUCAUGGUUUAGUAACAACAGUUGCUUACCAACUGGGCAAGUCAGCAUCACCAAAUUAUGCUCUGGAAGGUUCUGUGGCAGUUGCUGGGUCAUCCAUAAUGUGGUUAAAAGAAAAUAUGAAUCUAAUUGAUAGUGUCCCAGAAUCAGAAAAUGUGGCUGAUGAGGUCAAGACAACUGGUGAUGUUUACUUUGUCCCAGCCUUUACUGGACUUUAUGCUCCCUACUGGAGAAAUGAUGCCCGUGGAAUUCUUUGUGGGCUAACAGAGUUUACAACAAAGCAGCACAUAGUUCGAGCAUGCUUGGAAGCUGUAUGUUACCAAGUGAGAGAUAUAUUAGAAGCCGUGAGGAAGGAUACAGGACUUACUUUAAUAACUUUGAAGGCUAAUGGAACAAUGGCACAAAAUGAUCUACUCCUGCAGCUUCAGGCAGACAUAUGUGGAAUUCCUGUUGAUCGUUCAGCUAUACCUGAUGUUUCAACCCUGGGUAUAGCAUUGACAGCUGCCCAAGCUGAGGGUAUUGAUUUGUGGAAUGGUUCACCUAGUGCUCUGAAUUUCCACACUAAUCAUUGUUUUGAACCAUGUAUAAGUAAUGAAGAACGGAACCACAAGUACAACAAAUGGAAAAUGGCAGUUCAGAGAAGCUUUGGAUGGGCCACUACAAAGAAGUCCCUAGCUAUGACAGAUGAAAGAUACAGACUCCUGGCUUCUCUACCUGGCACUUUGUUCCUCAUCACGAAUUUUAUUUUCCUAAUUUUAAGCAAAGAAUUUGCUAAGGAGCAGUCUUAA
This is a messenger RNA of Schistocerca serialis cubense, 2667 nucleotides long. RefSeq names its product glycerol kinase-like. Bases 1 to 2667 code for a protein of 888 amino acids. Lineage: Eukaryota; Metazoa; Arthropoda; Insecta; Orthoptera; Acrididae. Gene Ontology annotation, molecular function: glycerol kinase activity. The transcript has 12 exons. Gene Ontology annotation, biological process: glycerol metabolic process; glycerol-3-phosphate biosynthetic process; triglyceride metabolic process. Gene Ontology annotation, cellular component: mitochondrion. The record is from RefSeq and is a predicted model, not a curated record.